Lachancea fermentati is the source of this 984-nucleotide messenger RNA. The record is from the annotation of a GenBank genome assembly. Lineage: Eukaryota; Fungi; Ascomycota; Saccharomycetes; Saccharomycetales; Saccharomycetaceae.
AUGCUAUUGAACCUUUUGCUAACUACUGUUUUACUCUUAAGAACUGUGGUUACCAUCGCCGCAGGGGCAGAAUUUUAUGAUGCGACUUUAAAGACGUUCCUCAGCUUGACCGACACCGGUGAUUCUAAUCUACUUCUCCCUUUCAACAAAACGAGAAUUCCUGGAAGUUCAGGUUCUGAAGAUAUCCAGAAGUUUAUCAUUUCCCAUUUCAAGCUUUUACAUGAUGAUUGGCUCAUUGAAACAGAUCCAUUCCAAGAAAAUGGUUACAACUUCACAAACUUGGUAUUUACGCUAGGACGCAACGCUUCCAGCUAUUUGGUAUUGGCAGCACAUUAUGACUCCAAAAUUUUGCCCACCGGGUUCAUUGGUGGAACGGACAGUGCGGCACCAUGCGCAAUAUUACUCUACAUUUCCUCCUUCAUUGACUGGUUUUGUAUGAGGAGCUCUUUGUUCGAAGAUUCAGCUUUGUUUAAAGGACCAUCGGGGAUUAAGAUAGUCUUCUUCGAUGGAGAAGAGGCUAUAAAUCAAUGGAGUGAACAGGAUUCUAUAUACGGUGCUAGACACCUAGCAUCUAUGUGGAUCGAUGAGGAAAAAAUUGACGAAAUUGAUUUAUUCAUUCUGAUGGAUCUUUUGGGAAGCGAAGAGGACAUUAAGGUACCAAGUUAUCAUGAAUCGUCACACUUCUUUUAUCAGUUCCUAAGCGCAAUCGAAAGAAGUUUGAUUGGUGGACCUUACGGAUGGAAUGUUCCCUAUUUUGACGACCCAGAGCUUGAGUUUACAGCAUUAGGUAAACCUCUUAUUGAAGAUGAUCACAAGCCUUUCCUUGCGGAGGGAGUCCCUGUGCUUCAUCUUAUCCCAUUCCCAUUCCCCUCAACUUGGCAUACUUUAAAUGAUGAUUUCGACCAUUUGAGCGAAAUAGAGAUUCAUAAGUGGGCUGUCUUACUGUGUGAGUUUAUUAUACAGUACUCUAUUGAUUCAUACUAA